This is a messenger RNA of Myotis daubentonii (Daubenton's bat), 2478 nucleotides long. It is a transcript of the gene ISX, whose product is annotated as intestine specific homeobox. Gene Ontology annotation, molecular function: RNA polymerase II transcription regulatory region sequence-specific DNA binding; DNA-binding transcription factor activity, RNA polymerase II-specific. The record is from RefSeq and is a predicted model, not a curated record. Gene Ontology annotation, biological process: regulation of transcription by RNA polymerase II. NCBI's taxonomy places the organism in Eukaryota, Metazoa, Chordata, Mammalia, Chiroptera, Vespertilionidae.
UUCUCCCUGCCCCUAUCCCCAGACACCUGCGUCCCCGGCCCUGAGGAGGGUGGAGAGUUUCUUGCUUAUCAGCAGUUUUACUGCCCCCUCCUCCCUGGUUACACAGUCACUGGGAACAGAGCUCCUGGCCAGGACAGGCCAUGCCUGUCGGCUCCCAGCCCACGGCUCCGGGGCAGAGAGAAAGGCCCUUCGGUGCUUUUUCGGGGGCAGGGAGGGGCCUGCAAGCAGGAAAGAAGCAGAAAGGACGCCAGAGGCGAGAAGAAGCACCCUGGUCCGGGUGCCCACCGAGAGGUUUCUGAAGGGAGAUCGGGGAGCGAAGAAAGUCAGGGCGGGACCAGAGCCGCCUGGGAGGCCCAGCACUCAGCCAGGCCCAUCGCGGAGAGCGCCUGGCAGUGCCCAGUGACCACCCCCCCCGCCCCCCCAUCCCCCGCCACCCCGGGCCGCCACCCGCAGGACAUCGGAAGCACGGGUGCUCGGAAGGCGCAUUCUGGAGACUAGAUGCCACGGAGCUGAGAGACAGCCAGGGGGGUCUCUGGAAACACCCUCAGCUGUGGUGUUGCCCCCGACGGAGUUGGCCACCUGGUACUCAAGGGUGGCACCGCAGCCUCCCAGAGGCCUGGCCGGAGCCAGCGGGAAAGGCCACAAGCCAGAGAAAGGGCAAGAAGGUGGCCCCGCUGCACCAGCUCGCCUCUGGGGGCAGGCUUCUCCUCCGCCCAGCUCUGUGCCCUGCUGCCCACUGGCCGUGACCUCGGGGUCCCGGGCCUAGGCUAGAGCCUGAGGCCGCCCGCCCGGAGAAGGCCCUUUGCAGUCAGACUGAAGCCAACUGGGGUACAGCCGGCCCAGCUCUUCCCGUGUGACCCGCACCUCGAUCCCAGGCGUGAGCGGCCGCGGCCCAUGGAAGUCCCUGUGGGGGCGGCAUCGCGCCCGGAUACCCCGACAUGAGGCUCCCGGCUCUCCACCUCUGCCUGCCCUCUUGAUCCCAGGAGUCUCGGGGGAGGAAGCAGCCACCCGCCACCAGCAUCACCCUGGGCAUCCACAAGCCCCCUCUGCCCCCCUCCCAGCCGCCCACGGAGAGUGCCCAGGCGGGGUAUGGAGAGGAAGGACUCGGGGUGCUGUGAGGCCCCCAGGAAGCUGGGCCUGUCCUUCUCCAUCGAGGAGAUCUUAAAGAGGCCCGCCGAGAGGAGCGACGGGGGCCGGCAGGAAGGGGCAGGUGGACGGGGCACCGGGCAAGCGGCCGUUGCGGGCUCCAGGCUGGAGAGGCCCCCCCAGGACCAGCCCCAGGAGGACAGGAAGAGCAAGCGGAGGGUCCGAACCACCUUCACCACGGAGCAGCUGCAUGAGCUGGAGAAGCUCUUCCGCUUCACCCACUACCCAGACAUCCACGUCCGCAACCAGCUGGCAGCCAGGAUCAACCUCCCAGAAGCUCGGGUGCAGAUCUGGUUCCAGAAUCAGCGAGCCAAGUGGCGGAAGCAGGAGAAAAUGGGCAACCUUGAGGUCCCGCAGCAGCCAAGUGAGGCCGACGUGGCCCCAGCCACACAGCUGGACGUGGCCGGCCCCCUGCUGCCGCCCCCUGCGCUGUCCAGGCUGGUGCCUCCCCCAGGGUGUUAUCCGCCGGAUCAAGGUCAGCUGGCCUCUGCCUGGUUUCCUGCUGGAGUCACUCUCCUCCCACAUCACCCAUGGGAGACACCACCUCUCCCGGGCCCUGUCAUCCUGCAGACCUGCGUCCCCGCCCUCUGCUUCCUUCCACCUCCACACCCCAGAUGGGGCAGCAUCUGUGCCACGUCCACAUAGGGACCGACGGACAUCCUCUCCCCCGUGGGGCCACGCUCCUCCCCGGGUGACGACAAGUGCCAGGAAGGGGCCCAGGCGUCUGGGGGAGUCAACCUCCUGAACCAGAGACGGCCCACAUCCCAGGAAGCCGCCCCGCAUGCCCCUUGGAAGGCUGCAGCAGGCUCGGCAGCAAGGUGGCCCUCCUGGCUCAACGACAGAGGCGUUCAGACCUCAGGGGGAGCUCUGGAACCAGGAGGUCAUUGUCUUGCACCUGUGCUUCCUCCAACAUGCUGUGUGACCUCCAGCCAGUCACUUACCCUCUCUGGACCUCCUCUGUAACAGGAAGCAGCUGGACAAGAUGACUUCUGAGGGCCUCUGGCCUUUACCCUGGUGAGGUGAACCAUGGUGAGAACAGAGGCAUGGAGGGGGCCAGUGAGAGGUUGUUGGCUCUUUCAUUCAUGACACACGUAUUGAGCACCUACUGAGUGCUCCAUGAAUGGAACUGGAUAGUGACAUGAGCAGCCGAGGCUCUGCCCCUCUGAGCUCAAUCCAGGUUGGUCGAAGGGACAGCGCUGACCUUCUCCGGCAGGUACAACCUUCGCCAGUGACCUUGCUGUUGGCCCAUGUCUAUCACAUUCUGUGUGGCUUUGAUGUGAAUGUCUUAAAGAAAGAGAAAUAUCGGGAAAAGCUUUUUAAUUUUAAACAGAA